This is a messenger RNA of Strongyloides ratti, 276 nucleotides long. RefSeq lists its product as hypothetical. Bases 1 to 276 code for a protein of 91 amino acids. The record is from RefSeq and is a predicted model, not a curated record. The transcript is spliced from 2 exons. NCBI's taxonomy places the organism in Eukaryota, Metazoa, Nematoda, Chromadorea, Rhabditida, Strongyloididae.
AUGGAAAAAAGAAAAUUUGAGACAAAUAUUUUAGUGGAAGAUUAUAUAGAAGAAGAAAAAGUAAAAUCAAAAAAAUGGUUUGAAGAUGAAAAUAUUAGUACUAAAAGUGAAAAAAAUUCAUUUGAUGAAUGGUGUUUUGUAUUACCAUGUUGUAUGGAUGAAGAAGAAUCAUCUGAUUUUGGGCAUCAUGUAUCAGUUUUUAUGGUUGGAUUAAUUGCAUUUGCAACAUUUUUUUGCGUAAAUCUUAUACUUAUUUUAGUAUUUUUAUUAGGAUAA